AUCUCAUUAAAACUUCAUUUUAGAUUAAUGAUCCAUGAAAAUGGCACUAAGUUAUGGUAAAGUGUUUAUACAAGGUCAACAUAAUAUUUUAAACUAUUAUUUGGAGUAGUAAUACGGAUUACAGUUGUAAUUUUAGUUCGAAGAUUUUGAAUAUCUCGAAGGUUACGAAGAAUUUGAUUUGUUUGAUUAGUGGCGCCGCCUGGGAGGCAGUCGUUUGUUUGAUACGUUUGGUUGUGCGCGAGCACACAGUGCAGUGCGCAUGCGCACUCCAUGCGCGCAGUUAACAACUGUCCGCCGUUCCUGUCCGAUCAGUGCAUGUCUGCCCGUGCGAUAUUUACAUCAUCCGCAACUCGCGUGCGGCCGUGCCGUGCAUAAUCCACCCCCGGAGGAAGAACAGACAAUCCGCGCCGUGUGCAUUCCGCGAUCGCACGCGUUGCGCUUCGCACUUGUUUCGCGUCCGUUGCACGCGUCGCCAAGAAUCCGCAACCGGCCCCGCGGGUCUUCUGUGUGAGUGGUGCGCGCGUUAACCCAGAGUGGUGUCUAUUGGAAUCCCAAUUGCGUUCGACGUCGAUAGUUGAACGCUCGCGAUCGGCGCUUGUUUUUUCGUUUGUUGAUUUGGUGCGCGGCGAGGAUGAGCCCGCAACGCGCCUGUAACAGUGCAUACAGUGUGUCGCCGCAAGUUGUGCACGAGUCUCGGAUGUAAAUGGAAACAAUCGCGACUCGCAGCAGCGCACAACAAUAUUGUGAACAGCUACAGCAGGAGUUAUAACCAAGCCUUCGAACCCCAAGUCAUGUCGGGCAGCUUGAUGAGCGCCGCCGAGCAGGAGCACAAGUCUCCACGCGAGAGCGGCGAGGACUCUGAGGAUGAAAGCGAAAUUCUCGAAGAGAGUCCAUGUGGACGGUGGUUGAAACGACGUGAAGAGGUAGAACAGCGAGAUGUGCCUGGCAUCGACAGCGCCUACCUGGCGAUGGACACCGAGGAGGGCGUCGAGGUGGUGUGGAAUGAAGUACAGUUCUCCGAGAGGAAGAACUUCAAGGCGCAAGAGGAGAAGAUCCAGCUCGUCUUUGAGAAUCUCACCCAACUCGAGCAUCCGAACAUUGUCAAGUUCCAUCGCUACUGGACGGACACACACAACGAUAAACCCAGAGUGAUUUUCAUAACGGAAUAUAUGUCCUCUGGCUCACUGAAACAGUUCCUGAAGCGCACCAAACGCAACGUGAAACGACUUCCACUGCAAGCCUGGCGUCGAUGGUGCACGCAAAUUUUAUCAGCUUUAAGUUAUUUGCAUUCCUGUUCACCACCGAUCAUCCACGGAAAUCUGACCUGUGAUACCAUAUUUAUUCAGCAUAACGGGCUCGUCAAGAUCGGAUCAGUUGCCCCCGAUUCGAUACAUCAUCAUGUAAAAACGUGUCAGGAAAACAUCAAAAACAUGCAUUGUGCACCUGAAUAUGGCACAAUCAUGGGUCCCGCCAUCGACAUCUACUCGUUUGGUAUGUGCGCGUUGGAAAUGGCCGCACUGGAAAUCCAAGGCAAUGGGGACUCCGGUAAUCUCGUCACCGACGAGAACAUCAAUCGAACCAUCGACUCGCUGGACGACACCCAUCAGAAGGACUUCAUCCGGCUCUGUCUCAACAAGAACCCGACGAAGCGGCCUACCGCGCGCGAGCUACUCUUUCAUCCGCUACUCUUUGAGGUGCACAGUUUGAAACUCCUCGCGGCGCACGCAUUAGUUAAAAGUGCUGCUAACAUAUCUGAAACAGUGUCAGAUGAGUCCUUGCAGAAAUUUUAUGGUUCUGAAACUGUGAUAGCCGAGAUCCAAUACAAGAAUCAGCAUCAUCCGCCCGUGCAGACGCGCGUUGUGGACGUGCCCGUCAGCGAAAAGCUGGAGAAAUUCAUCGAGGAUGUCAAAAAUGGAAUAUAUCCACUGACUGCAUUUGGUGCUAAACAACCCCCUCCGGCGCGAUCGAGGGCGAUAUCGCCGGAAAUGGCAGUGUCGGAGAAAUCCGUUACGCCGGAACCGAUGGACGUCGAGGCGCGCAAGAUCGUCACAAUGAUCUGCCUGAAAAAGCGCGUCGACGUCAAGACGACGAAGGAGGAGAACGAGGAGACGACGUUAACUAUUGUACUCAGGAUGGACGACAAAAUGAACAGGGAGCUGACGACAACGCUGUCGACGACCGAUACACCGGCGGCGCUUGCGCACGACCUAGUGCAUUAUGGUUUCAUCAAUGAAUCCGAUCAAGUAAAAGUGUCGACCGCAAUCGAAGAGUCCAUAUUAAACGGCUCGGGUCACAGCAGUCCGACGCAUAACUUCUCCUACCUGCCCGCCGGAGCGGCGGCGGCGGCGACGGUGGCCGCUGCUGUCGCCGCACAACAACAGCCGCCGCCGCCGCUGUGUCAAUUGUCUUCGACGCCGUCGUCGCUGGUAACGGCCGUCACAUCGACGCCUACGCAAGUGCCCAUGCACUCCACUAGUUAGUAGAUACUGCCACUUAUUCCUUUUAUAAUUAUUACUAUCCCGUUUUUAAAUAACGAUAAGUUACGCCACAGACAGUGUCUCGAAACAAACUAAUUCGAAGUAGAGGCGGCGCGCAUCACGUCCGUUGUUCGCCAACAUUCAGGCUCAUCUAACAUCUUAAAACCUAAACUAGAUUUGUAUCUAUUGUCAUCAAGUUCUUCGAAUUUAGCAGUCGCAUUGCAAGCUAUUAUGAAUGAAUAGACUACGAAUUUAUCGAUUUAAUCCUAGCGUUUUGUGAUGACCUGAGGUUGCGCACCGCGGACAUCGAAAUGCGAUUGCCGCACUAAAAUAAGGACGACUUCGUGACGAGAAGGAUAUCCUCCGACACUCACACACACACACUGAGAGCUGGGUACUCUAUUCUCUGAUAGAAGACUUUUAGGAUCGAAGACUGUAAUAAAAAAUUAUUAAAAAUGCUGGACAUUGAUAGAAUAGGUGUGCUAGUCAUGUGACCAUACGUUUAUCUGUGAUCAGAGCUCCAAUGACACUGGACUGUUUUAUUAAAUUUAUCAAUAGGUAUCAUAUUAUGUAUGUGAUCUGUAAUAUCAUCGUAUAAUUUUUUUUCUUUCGAAAUCGAGUUGUGGGAAUUGAUAAGAGAAUCUGCAAGAUCGAGUCCCGGACAAACGGAGAUGGACUGUAAGGAAUGUAAAUAAUAGAGUAAGAUUUGCCGCAUUUGCAAAUACUUAUUUUCAAGCUUAAAUCAUAAUCAUCAAACAUAAAAUCAAGCUUUCUAAGGUCAAAUGUAAACAUUUUUUUUCAAAUACUUUCUCUAUAUUCAUCAGAUUCUUGUUUCUAUGCUAGUAAUUUAUUUGAUGAUGAUAAUGAUUUAGGAUUGAAAAUAAAUGGUCGUUUUGAGGAAAAAACAGCUUCCGUUUAUACUAAGAAUUAAACAAACAGAAACACAUGGUAGAAAGUUGAUAAUUGAAAAUUAUAAAAAAAUACUCGUGUUGCAAACGUAUUAUGAUUUGCCCCUUUGAGACUGAUGUAAUUUUUAAUUAAUCUAAGCGUUAGAUAAAAUGAGAAAUGAAUUAGCUAAAGAAAAAAAAAACGACUAAAGUCUAAACUAAAACAAAAAAAUUGUAAUACUAGGCAUACAGAACAAUAGUUUCGAGUGCGAGUGGCGGCGAUCAGCGCGAAUUUUCUUUUGUAGUCCACGACCAAAAUUGCGAAUUUGCGAACUAGAUUUGUGGCUUGUGUUGCUUGGUUUUAUCGAUGAUUUUUUUUGCGGUGGCUUUCGGAGGAGAGUGGAAUGUGGAACAUCUGUUGGCUGUUGGCUGCGAGGUACCCUCUAACGUUGGCAAAACAGGGAAUUUAUUAAUCGUCUUUAUCAGUAAUAAUUAGUCAAAACGACAACCGAAUCAGUCCUAUCAAUUUAAAAACAACUUAAUCUUAAAAUUCAUGCUAGACACAAUUAAAAUUUGAUAUUGUAUUUAAUUAGGCCUAAGUCUAUUUGUUCGGAAGUUGUUUUAAAAAAUCUAUUAAAUUAUUUGUUAUAUGAAAGAAAUUGUGAAUAUGAGCGGAUCACAAGCAGUUGUUGGCGAUACGAUGAGACGAUUACAGAGUGUCGAAGAUGUAGUUAUUGAUAAGAGAAUGCGCUGGUAUGCAAUAUUGUACAUAUUGAUAGGAAUCGUACACGUAAGACACGCAAGAGUGAAACUAAUUUUUACUGAAUGAAUUACAUCACAUGCGGUCAGCGCGUAAUCAAAGACACGUGCACAACGCAUCAAUACUUAAUGAAUAAAGAGCUAUUAUUAUUUCUAUUUGCUAAAUGUGAAUUGUAAUGUUUGAUUUGCGAAAGUGUUAUGUAUGCGAGGAUUAUUUUACGCUUGUGCAUGUGUCUGCGAAUUCAUUUUGUACGAAGUCGUAGGCGGAAGCGUUGUGACAUAUAGACAAGGACUGUUGGAAUUGGGAUUGUUAGAGGACCUCCCGUGUGAUAUUACGCUCAAAAACAAAACAAAAACAGAAUGAAAAUGGCAUGCAAAAAGUCGGGUCGCUUCAGUUUGUUCAUGUAUAUUAUAUAUAGUCAAUAACAUAUAAGUGCGUUCAUUCAGAAUCGAUUUACCUUCUUUUGUUUUAAUUUAAUCGUGUUAUGUUCCAUUGUAAUCCCAAUAAUUAAAAGGCAUAUAUUUAAUGCAGCAGACGGAGCAAAUGCGAGGCAUUAACACUUUGCGACGAUGCAACACAAAGAGGCCAGGCGCGACAUCGAACUGCGUUUCGUUCAGAGUUGUUAUUUAGUCUAUUUUUAUUACGAAAAAAACACGAAAAAACUAAACAAAAACACGUACGAAUAGAAUCUAUCUUUAUCCCCGUUUUUAUUGCAGCAAGCUUUAUAUCUUUAAUCGAACUACACUGUGCCCAUUACUAAGUAAAAGUUAGAGUUACAAUGUAUUUAUAAAACUCGAAGCGAGAUUGUGAAGUCGAAGUCUUUUAACAAAUGCAUCUGCAAAUACAAACACAUGAUCUUCCUCAACUUUUGGAACAACUGACAACAAAUAUUUGCUUUGAUUUGUUAUCUCGAACACGGAUGUAUAAGAAGCAGGAGAUUAAAAUGUAUAUUUAAGUUGUGUUUAACUUUUUCCCGAAUUGUAACUAUUGUUUUGCUUCUCUGGGUUUUCUUGUUUUGAUUGGUUGUUCCAUGUAACUAAAGAAAUACAACAUCAGACAACAUAGACUCCCUCACAUUGAGCGGUACAGUUGACGAAUUUACAAACUUUCAGCAAAUAUUUUCGUUCCGAGAAAUAAUUGACACAAUCAAUUCUGUAAUGAAAUGCUAUGAGACUUGCAUUUAUGCUUCUGCCAAAAUACGAAAUGUUGCUGUCGUUUUUCUUUGUGGAAAUAUCGGAAAUUAAUACACACAUAUUGUAACCAUUUAUGCAAGAUGGCGAACGGAGGUGAUUAUUUUGUAUCUUUUGGAUGAACUGUAAAAUUUUGUAUACUCAUUCUGGCGCUAUGUUUUGAUUGGAAUCAUUUAGACGAAUCCAUCUAGCUAACUAACUGAUUGAAACAAGAUAAAAGCGGUGAAAUUCUAUGCGAACGGCUAGUGAUAUUUAUUUCCGAUAUUAUCGUUUUAUUUAAAGAAAGAAACAUAGAUAAGUUGCGUCGAUAUGAUUGUAUUAUAUAUUAUAGUAUCAUAUAAACAACAGGCUGUUUUACUGUAUACCUUUAUUUAAGUAAAUAUGCAAUAUGGCCAA
Dalotia coriaria is the source of this 5710-nucleotide messenger RNA. Its product is annotated as nuclear receptor-binding protein homolog. The record is from RefSeq and is a predicted model, not a curated record. NCBI's taxonomy places the organism in Eukaryota, Metazoa, Arthropoda, Insecta, Coleoptera, Staphylinidae. Gene Ontology annotation, biological process: intracellular signal transduction; protein phosphorylation. Gene Ontology annotation, cellular component: cytoplasm; endomembrane system. Gene Ontology annotation, molecular function: ATP binding; protein serine/threonine kinase activity.